Molecule: messenger RNA, 446 nt
Organism: Nylanderia fulva
Lineage: Eukaryota; Metazoa; Arthropoda; Insecta; Hymenoptera; Formicidae
Source: RefSeq, a predicted model, not a curated record
ACAACAAGAAAUAAAAGUAAAAUUAGAUACUCUAUUGACACACAAUGAUAAUAGUGUCAUAAACACAUUUAGUCACCUUCUUCCGAUUUGUUCCAUGGAGUCCUUUGAUGAAAUUGAUCAAGGUUUGAAAAAUUCUGAAGAAAACUUUAUAUCUUUGAUAAAAUAUCUCAACCUUGGUUCAGGAGAAACUGUAAAGGCAUUAGUGCCAUCAGUAAUGAAAUUACUUAUGAAGAAGACUGUUUCCAUGCAUUUCAGUGGUUCCGGAAAACAAAAAAAACGUGAUUUUUCUGCAACUAAGGUUGCUGCUGCAGUAUUUGAGGUUGUGUCGAAAAAAAUACCAAAUGUAUCCAGAAAUGAAAUUUUGCAAAAAAUAUCAAAAUUCCUUGCAGAAAGUGGAGACAGAGAAGGAGGAAGAAAAGAAAGAUUUUCGAAAUCUACAAAUUAGG